Molecule: messenger RNA, 4605 nt
Organism: Rhinopithecus roxellana (golden snub-nosed monkey)
Lineage: Eukaryota; Metazoa; Chordata; Mammalia; Primates; Cercopithecidae
Gene: KCNT1
Product: potassium sodium-activated channel subfamily T member 1
Exons: 30
Coding region: 1-3609 (1202 amino acids)
Biological process (GO): potassium ion transport
Cellular component (GO): membrane
Molecular function (GO): intracellular sodium-activated potassium channel activity
Source: RefSeq, a predicted model, not a curated record
AUGGCGCGGGCCAAGCUGCCGCGCUCGCCGUCCGAGGGCAAGGCGGGCCCGGGGGGCGCCCCAGCCGGCGCCGCGGCCCCGGAGGAGCCGCACGGGCUCAGUCCGCUGCUGCCGGCCCGCGGUGGGGGCUCCGUGGGCAGCGACGUGGGCCAGAGGGUCCAGGUGGAGUUCUACGUCAAUGAGAACACCUUCAAGGAGCGGCUCAAGCUGUUCUUCAUCAAAAACCAAAGAUCGAGCCUGAGGAUCCGGCUGUUCAACUUCUCCCUGAAGCUCCUCACCUGCCUGCUCUACAUCGUGCGCGUCCUGCUCGACGACCCGGCCCUGGGCAUCGGAUGCUGGGGCUGCCCAAAGCAGAACUACUCCUUCAAUGACUCGUCCUCUGAGAUCAACUGGGCUCCCAUUCUAUGGGUGGAGAGAAAGAUGACACUGUGGGCGAUCCAGGUCAUCGUGGCCAUAAUAAGCUUCCUGGAGACAAUGCUUCUCAUCUACCUCAGCUACAAAGGCAACAUCUGGGAGCAAAUCUUCCGCGUGUCCUUCGUCCUGGAGAUGAUCAACACUCUGCCCUUCAUCAUCACGAUCUUCUGGCCGCCGCUGCGGAACCUGUUCAUCCCCGUCUUUCUGAACUGCUGGCUGGCCAAGCAUGCGCUGGAAAACAUGAUUAACGACUUCCACCGUGCCAUCCUGCGGACGCAGUCGGCCAUGUUCAACCAGGUCCUCAUCCUCUUCUGCACCCUGCUGUGCCUCGUUUUCACAGGGACCUGCGGCAUCCAGCACCUGGAGCGGGCAGGCGAGAACCUGUCCCUCCUGACCUCCUUCUACUUCUGCAUCGUCACCUUCUCCACCGUGGGCUACGGCGACGUCACGCCCAAGAUCUGGCCGUCACAGCUGCUGGUGGUCAUCAUGAUCUGCGUGGCCCUCGUGGUGCUCCCACUGCAGUUCGAGGAGCUCGUCUACCUCUGGAUGGAGCGGCAGAAGUCGGGGGGCAACUACAGCCGCCACCGCGCGCAGACGGAGAAGCACGUGGUCCUGUGCGUCAGCUCCCUCAAGAUCGACCUCCUCAUGGACUUCCUGAACGAGUUCUACGCCCACCCCCGGCUCCAGGACUAUUACGUGGUCAUCCUGUGCCCCACGGAGAUGGAUGUCCAGGUACGCAGAGUCCUGCAGAUCCCUCUGUGGUCCCAGCGGGUCAUCUACCUCCAGGGCUCUGCGCUCAAAGACCAGGACCUCAUGCGAGCCAAGAUGGACAAUGGGGAGGCCUGCUUCAUUCUCAGCAGCAGGAACGAGGUGGACCGCACGGCUGCGGACCACCAGACCAUCCUGCGUGCCUGGGCCGUGAAGGACUUCGCCCCCAACUGCCCCCUCUAUGUCCAGAUCCUCAAACCUGAAAACAAGUUUCACGUCAAGUUUGCCGACCACGUGGUGUGUGAGGAGGAGUGCAAGUAUGCCAUGCUGGCGCUGAACUGCAUCUGCCCGGCCACCUCCACCCUCAUCACCCUGCUGGUGCACACGUCCCGCGGCCAGGAGGGACAGGAGUCCCCGGAGCAGUGGCAGCGCAUGUACGGACGCUGCUCGGGCAACGAGGUGUACCACAUCCGUAUGGGCGACAGCAAGUUCUUCCGCGAGUACGAGGGCAAGAGCUUCACCUACGCGGCCUUCCACGCCCACAAGAAGUACGGCGUGUGCCUCAUUGGGCUGAAGCGAGAGGACAACAAGAGCAUCCUGCUGAACCCGGGGCCCCGGCACAUCCUGGCCGCCUCGGACACCUGCUUCUACAUCAACAUCACCAAGGAGGAGAACUCGGCCUUCAUCUUCAAGCAGGAGGAGAAGCGGAAGAAGAGGGCCUUCUCGGGGCAGGGGCUGCACGAGGGUCCAGCCCGCCUGCCUGUGCACAGCAUCAUCGCUUCCAUGGGGACAGUGGCCAUGGACCUGCAGGGCACAGAGCACCGGCCCACGCAAAGCGGUGGGGGGGGUGGGGGCAGCAAGCUGGCACUGCCCACGGAGAACGGCUCGGGCAGCCGGCGGCCCAGCAUCGCGCCCGUCCUGGAGCUAGCCGACAGCUCGGCCCUGCUGCCCUGCGACCUGCUGAGUGACCAGUCAGAGGACGAGGUGACGCCGUCGGACGACGAGGGGCUCUCCGUGGUAGAGUACGUGAAGGGCUACCCUCCCAACUCGCCCUACAUUGGCAGCUCCCCAACCCUGUGCCACCUCCUGCCUGUGAAGGCCCCAUUCUGCUGCCUGCGGCUGGACAAGGGCUGCAAGCACAACAGCUAUGAAGACGCCAAGGCUUACGGGUUCAAGAACAAGCUGAUCAUCGUCUCGGCAGAGACGGCCGGCAACGGGCUGUACAACUUCAUCGUGCCGCUGCGGGCCUACUACAGAUCCCGCAAGGAGUUAAACCCCAUUGUGCUGCUGCUGGACAAUAAGCCCGACCACCACUUCCUGGAAGCCAUCUGCUGCUUCCCCAUGGUCUACUACAUGGAGGGCUCUGUGGACAACCUGGACAGCCUGCUGCAGUGCGGAAUCAUCUAUGCUGACAACCUGGUGGUGGUGGACAAGGAGAGCACCAUGAGUGCCGAGGAGGACUACAUGGCGGACGCCAAGACCAUUGUCAACGUGCAGACCAUGUUCCGGCUCUUCCCCAGCCUCAGCAUCACCACGGAGCUCACCCACCCUUCCAACAUGCGCUUCAUGCAGUUCCGCGCCAAGGACAGCUACUCUCUGGCUCUUUCCAAACUAGAAAAGAGGGAGCGAGAGAACGGCUCUAACCUGGCCUUCAUGUUCCGCCUGCCCUUUGCUGCCGGCCGCGUCUUCAGCAUCAGCAUGUUGGACACACUGCUCUAUCAGUCCUUCGUGAAGGACUACAUGAUCACCAUCACCCGGCUGCUGCUGGGCCUGGACACCACGCCGGGAUCGGGGUACCUCUGUGCCAUGAAAAUCACGGAGGACGACCUGUGGAUCCGCACGUACGGCCGCCUCUUCCAGAAGCUCUGCUCCUCCAGCGCCGAGAUCCCCAUCGGCAUCUACCGGACAGAGAGCCACGUCUUCUCCACCUCGGAGCCGCAUGACCUCAGAGCCCAGUCCCAGAUCUCGGUGAACAUGGAGGACUGUGAGGACACACGGGAAGCGAGGGGGCCCUGGGGCUCGCGCGCUGGCACUGGAGGCAGCUCCCACGGCCGCCACACGGGCGGCAGUGACCCCGCGGAGCACCGGCUGCUGCGGCGUAAGAGUCUGCAGUGGGCCCGGAGGCUGAGCCGCAAGGGACCCAAGCAGGCAGGCCGGGCGGCGGCCGCGGAGUGGAUCAGCCAGCAGCGCCUCAGCCUGUACCGGCGCUCUGAGCGCCAGGAGCUCUCCGAGCUGGUGAAGAACCGCAUGAAACACCUGGGCCUGCCCACCACUGGCUACGACGAGAUGAAUGACCAUCAGAACACCCUCUCCUACGUCCUCAUCAACCCUCCUCCCGACACGAGGCUGGAGCCCAGCGACAUUGUCUAUCUCAUCCGCUCCGACCCCCUGGCUCAUGUGGCCAGCAGCUCCCAGAGCCGGAAGAGCAGCUGCAGCCACAAGCUGUCGUCCUGCAACCCCGAGACUCGCGAUGAGACACAGCUCUGAGCCAGCCCUGCACCGAGCUCGGGCCACCAAGCCCAGGGUCCUCAGGAAGGACGUGGAGGAGCGUGUGAGGACACAGUGGCACUAGCGUGACCCUGGGGAUGCCACACUCGGCUCACCGUGGCUCCUGGGACUCCACCCUGGAAAGGAGCCCCUCAUGCAGGGGGGAGGGCCAGCUCACCCUCGGGUACCUGCAAGCUAGUGAGGGGAGUUUUUUAACCUAUUUUUACAGACCGAUGCAGUCCACUUCUCUUUACACAGAUGUACCGUAACUCGUGACCAGGGCUGGCUGGGAGGGCAACGCGGGGACCAGAUGCCUUGCAGGGCCAAGCCCAGGCUGUGCUGGAGGGUGGGGCUGGGGUGCAUGGGGAGGGGAAGAGAACCCAGAACCCAGGAGCCCUGCGUGGGCCACACCCAACUCAGAGCCAGCCUGAGCUUUCAUGGCCAAGCGGCCUCACUUCCUUCCAGCCAAGGCCUGGGGGCCGGGGCUGCCAUGCUGCACUCUGUGGGGCGGGUGAGGGGCACCCUCUGCUCUUUGCUGUCCUGAGCCCUUUCAGAAGUCAAGCAGCAAAGGGCCCGGGGAAGCCGGGCAUGUGUGAGGGGUGCAUCCCCAGAUGCCCCAGAGGGCCCUGUUGCCAAGGACCUUUCUGAAGGUCACGAGCAGAAGCAGAAGACGCCAUUUCCUCUACUUCACACUGAACUUUCCCGGCCACUGCGUCUGGGGGGCGUUGGGUGGAAGAUGGUGCAUUUCCACGGACCGUUUUACACUUACCUUUUAAAGCAAAGCCUUGUUUUCUAAACCCCUGACUUGUGAAGCACAAUUCAGCCUCUGCGCUGGGCCACGUGGAGGGAGAGGACCUUCUUAGCAAGGCGAGAUCCCGGGCGGCGGCUGACAUCAGGAGCGCCGCCCUGCGUCCUUUGCUGCUGGUUCCUUACUGGUUUGUACGGUCAGUGCUGGAACCUUCUAUUAAACGGAUGCAUUCUGGAGGCAUGAAGUUA